AAGGUCAUGGUGCAGGAAUAUAAAAGGACACUCGUGCUGGGAGGUCGCACUUCAGCAAGGAAAAUGAGAGGACUUUGGGUUUUGCUGGCUCUGUUUGUGGCCGUUUUUGGCAAGGAGACCUUCGAGGGACACCAGGUCCUUCGGAUCACUGCUUUAAAUGAGGCCCAGCUCGAUCUCCUGAAGGAACUCCACGACAAGGAGCAGCUUGGGCUGGAUUUCUGGAUGGAACCCUCCGACGUGUCGCUGCCUAUCGAUGUCCGUGUUCCCUUCCACAGCCUGCAGGACAUCAGGGCGUUCCUGAUGUACCAUGAGAUCUAUUACGAUAUCAUGAUCCAGGAUCUUCAGGAUGUUCUCGAUGAAGAGCAGCGUGAGAUGUUGAGAGCCAAGUCUCUCCAGUCGAGAAGCACUGAUGAUUUCAACUACGCCAGCUACCACACGCUUAACGAGAUCAACAGCUUCAUUGACCAGUUGGUGCAGGAGAACCCUGGUUUCGUUAGCAAGAUCGUGAUUGGACAGAGUUACGAGGGACGUCCGCUAAACAUCCUGAAAUUUAGCACUGGUGCUAACCGACCUGGCCUCUGGAUCGACACUGGAAUCCACUCCAGAGAAUGGGUGACCCAAGCUAGUGGAAUCUGGUUCUCUAAAAAGAUCGUGACGGAUUACGGACGUGACGCAGAGCUGACCGACAUCCUCAACAAGUACGACAUUUUCCUGGAGAUCGUCACCAAUCCCGAUGGAUUUCAGUUCACCCACACGAGUAACCGUAUGUGGCGCAAGACAAGGAAGCCCAAUCCUGGAUCUAGCUGCGUUGGAGUCGAUCCUAACAGGAACUGGGAUGCUGGAUUUGGAGGUCCGGGUGCGAGCAGUACCCCUUGCUCAGAGACGUACCGUGGACCACGUGCUCACUCUGAGCCUGAGGUCAAGGCCAUCGUGGACUUUGUUAAGUCUCAUGGCAACAUCAAAGCCUUUGUGUCCAUCCACAGUUACUCUCAGAUGCUCCUCUACCCGUACGGCUACACCAAAACUCCCUGCAAGGACCAGGCUGAGUUGCAUGAGCUCGCAAGAAAGGCCAUCACGGAGCUGAGCAGUCUGUAUAACACUCAGUACAGAUAUGGCAGCAUCAUCACUACCAUCUACCAAGCGAGCGGUGGCACCGUUGACUGGACCUACGAUCAAGGCAUCAAGUACUCCUAUACCUUUGAGCUGAGAGACACUGGACGAUAUGGAUUCGUCCUGCCAGCCAAUCAGAUCAUCCCGACUGCUCAGGAGACCUGGUUGGCUCUCAUGACCAUCAUGAAGCAUGCCAAGAACAACCCGUACUAAACCAGCAGCUCGACUCAACUCAUGAGAGAUUGCAUACCAUUAAAAAAAAUAAUAAUAAAGUGGUGAUUGUCCAA
Molecule: messenger RNA, 1397 nt
Organism: Clarias gariepinus (North African catfish)
Lineage: Eukaryota; Metazoa; Chordata; Actinopteri; Siluriformes; Clariidae
Product: carboxypeptidase A1-like
Exons: 11
Coding region: 7-1323 (438 amino acids)
Biological process (GO): proteolysis
Molecular function (GO): metallocarboxypeptidase activity; zinc ion binding
Source: RefSeq, a predicted model, not a curated record